Messenger RNA from Cylas formicarius (sweet potato weevil), 1209 nucleotides. RefSeq names its product folliculin (gene BHD). Gene Ontology annotation, biological process: positive regulation of transforming growth factor beta receptor signaling pathway; positive regulation of GTPase activity; positive regulation of TORC1 signaling. The record is from RefSeq and is a predicted model, not a curated record. Gene Ontology annotation, cellular component: cytosol. Gene Ontology annotation, molecular function: GTPase activator activity. Bases 12 to 1160 code for a protein of 382 amino acids. The transcript is spliced from 4 exons. Lineage: Eukaryota; Metazoa; Arthropoda; Insecta; Coleoptera; Brentidae.
CAUAUUUAAAAAUGGACGGAAUUUUAGCAUUAGGUCAUUUUUGCGAAUCUCACGGGCCGUGUGUAAUACUUUGCACUCAAAGAUGCAAAGAGGAGCCUAAGCAAUUCCCCCACAGCCUUACAGUUCCGGUAUGUGAAGCUUGUCAGUCUUUGGAUUUGGAACAAGCCAUGGUGAGCAAGGGUGAAAAUACAUGUUAUGUGACGACUCGGACACCUUUGCAGCAAGAUCUUGCAUUUCUGUUGAAGCAGGCUGUUGUUAGAAGUCUUAGUUGUGAAGAGACAAGUAAAGAUGGCGGUACCUUGUAUUUUGGAGAUAAUGAGAGGGGGCAUGUAAUAAGCCAUAUUUUUUCUGUACAUGAUUCGUUGGCAAGGGGAUUUCUGAGGAAGUAUUGUAUUUUAUUGCUCAUGAGAGACAGGAUACACUUGUUGAACUCUUGGCCAUUUAUAACCAAACAUGUAAAGCAAAUUUCUGAGGAUUUACAAAAGAAAUCUGAGAAAGUUAAUAACAUUGAGCAAAUGCAUAAAUCUCAGAGAGCAGUGAGGCAAGCCCAAGGUUCUCCUACUAGUGUAACAAGGUCUUUAUCACAGCUUACUGGAGAACCAGCAGUAUUUGCUCAUAUGCACCUGUGGUUUACUUGGCUAUUAAGUGCAGAAACUGUUGUUGAAAAGCCCUUAAAUGUGCCUGAGUUCCCAGUAGAAUGUAAUGCUUUAAGAUUGAGGGAAAUCAUUAGAAAUAUGAGUCAGGAUGUGUUCCACAAGGUUUGCUACUGUUUCCUCACUGGUAUAAAAGUAGAAACAAAUGAUCAAGAAAUAACACCUACCUUCCAACAGCUCUUACCUAAAAAAUUUACUUUACCAAAGACUGGAGAUGUAUGCAAGUUGGAAAAAAACAAUGAUGGCUCAUAUUCCGUGGUCUGGAGUGGCUGUUUGCCACAAAAACUGCCAACAUUACUUAGGUCUGUAGAAAGUGCCUUGAGAGAUACAAAUCUCCCAGAUUUGGCUCUCAAUUCUUAUAUUACAAGUCUUUUGUUGAAAUGGCAUAACAUUGCGUCAGUUAUAUGCCAAGCUCCAAGUAAUAGCUCUGAAUUGUUGAAGGCUCUGGGAGUUCAGAAGUGUGAUAUGCCUCUGUUGUCAUAUUGGAUUGCAUAUUGCAAAAGUUAAUUCUUAAUUAAUAAUUGUAUUUUGUGUAAAAUAUAAAAUGUUUAUUUUU